CUGUCACUUCCAUCUCAUCCCAGGAUCCGCGACCCCGGUCCAUCUUGACUGCGACCCUGUCCAUCUUGAUCGCGACCAAUCGCCACGAUGGUCUCCACACGUCUCUCUACACUCGCCAUACUGGCCGGUCUUACAGCCCUUGCCCUUGCAGCAGAAGAUAGACCUCGUGGAAACUUCAGGCAGUGCACCGAAGUCACACCUCAGUGCCCUGCCAUCGCAUCAACAUACGGCUACUACCCCAUCCUAAGCGUCAACGCCUUCCUCCUUGCCCUCUUCGCCCUCUGCUGCCUGAGCUCCCUAGUUGUCGGCAUCUGGACAAAAACAUGGACCUACACCAUCGCACUGGCCGGAGGAACACUGCUUGAAACCGCCGGCUACGGCGGCCGCAUCCUCAUGAACGGCAACCCGUGGAGCGACUCCGGCUUCCGCCUGCAAAUCGUCUGCUUGAUCCUGGGCCCCUCGCUGAUCGCCGCCGCCAUCUACCUCACCCUCAAGCACUUUGUGCUGUACUGCGGCCCGCAGUAUUCGCCGCUCAAACCGCGCCUGUACCCCUGGGUCUUCAUCGGCUGCGACAUUGGGUCGAUCGUGCUGCAGGCGUGCGGCGGCGGCAUCGCCGCGUCCGGCGGGAACACCAACAUCAAGCUGCUCAACGCGGGCAACAACCUCAUCAUCGCGGGUAUCGCGUUCCAGGUCGCCACCAUGGCGGGGUGUGGGGUGCUUGUGCUGGUGUACAUCUGGAACUACCGCAAGGGCAGAGCUGUGAAGGGCCAGGUGCACGAGAAGAGCGCGUACCAGCUCGGCAAAGACCAGGGUACCGUGUCGCUCGGGAAGAUCAAGCUGUUCGCUGCUGUUGUGUGUUUGGCGUACGCCACCGUGCUUAUCCGCUGCAUCUACCGGUUGCCGGAGAUGGCGGGCGGUUGGGGUAACCCGCUGAUGCGCAACGAGAAGGAGUUUUUGCUGCUCGAUGGCAUGAUGAUUGGUAUUGCGUGCACUGGCCUUACCGUGUGCCAUCCGGGCUUCUUCUUCCCGCCAUUCGCGGCGUUCCGGGGUGGUAAGAGGAGGACUGAUUCCGAGUCGACGUAGGCGCUUGAUCGAGAUAGACACUUGCACUAGAUACUAGGGGCAACGCUUUUGUGGCCUUUCAGUGCUUGCUUAAUUAUAGACACCGUUGCCCGUCGUGGUUGGCGGUACCUACCAGUCUAACAUCUUUUCAUGAUAGGUAGAUGAGCAUGUGUAAUCCUUUUCUAAUCAAAUUCAUA
Molecule: messenger RNA, 1259 nt
Organism: Boeremia exigua
Lineage: Eukaryota; Fungi; Ascomycota; Dothideomycetes; Pleosporales; Didymellaceae
Product: RTA1 like protein-domain-containing protein
Exons: 2
Coding region: 88-1083 (331 amino acids)
Cellular component (GO): plasma membrane; fungal-type vacuole
Source: RefSeq, a predicted model, not a curated record